AAAUAUUUAAUUAUUAUAUUUAACGACUGAAAGUUAAAAAACAACUCAAAUUUAAAAGAUGUCUUACGCCUAUUUAUUCAAAUAUAUUAUAAUUGGUGAUACAGGUGUUGGUAAAUCAUGUCUCUUACUACAAUUUACGGACAAACGUUUCCAACCUGUACACGAUCUUACCAUUGGCGUUGAAUUUGGUGCCCGCAUGAUAACCAUCGAUGGCAAACAAAUCAAAUUACAAAUAUGGGAUACCGCUGGUCAAGAAGCAUUCAGAUCAAUAACACGUUCAUAUUAUAGUGGUGCUGCUGGUGCUUUAUUGGUAUAUGACAUAACCAGACGUGAAACAUUUAACCAUUUGACAACAUGGUUAGAAGAUGCCAGACAACAUUCAAAUUCCAAUAUGGUUAUAAUGUUGAUAGGAAAUAAAAGCGAUUUAGAGUCAAGGCGUGAAGUUAAAAAGGAAGAGGGUGAAGCUUUCGCUCGUGAACAUGGUUUAGUAUUUAUGGAAACAUCAGCACGUACAGCGGCCAACGUUGAGGAAGCCUUUAUUAAUACAGCCAAAGAAAUUUAUGUAAAAAUUCAAGAAGGUGUUUUCGAUAUCAAUAAUGAGGCCAACGGUAUUAAAAUUGGUCAACAGCAUUCCUCCACAAAUCCUUCACUGCCCGGUUCGGGCAAUCAAGCUGGGUCAGCAAGUAGCGGUUGUUAAAAGUUGCUCGACUAAACAAAUAUAACAAAACCGACAUCAAACUAACAGUGAAUAGAAAAACAUGUAUUUUAUUUUUUACACCAUCUUUACGAUGAAAAA
This is a messenger RNA of Lucilia cuprina (Australian sheep blowfly), 796 nucleotides long. RefSeq names its product ras-related protein Rab-2A-like. The transcript has a single exon. Gene Ontology annotation, cellular component: Golgi apparatus. Lineage: Eukaryota; Metazoa; Arthropoda; Insecta; Diptera; Calliphoridae. The record is from RefSeq and is a predicted model, not a curated record. Gene Ontology annotation, molecular function: GTP binding; GTPase activity. The coding region runs from base 59 to 697 and encodes 212 amino acids.